AUGUCACGUCCCCACUUCCCUUCGACUUCCUCUCGAGGUCCCCCCUCCCCUUCUCCUCUCUUCAUUCCACGUCAAACAAAUAACCAAGGUCAGCAUCUUGUCAAACAACCCGAGGACAACGAUCUCAGCGGCAAAACGCUGGUCAGCAUAGGGUUUCAUAGCUCUCCAAGCUCCGAAUUCAGCAUCCACAGCUCAACGGACCCAAGUUCGGAUGAACCCAGUCCUGUUCUUUCUGGACUCGGGAUCCACUGUAAUGCAGUGAGCCCUCUGAAGGAGCGACCAUCGGCGGCUCACCUUCCGCGAGUGAGCAAAGAGACAUUGGUACAAUCACCUCGUCAACAACAUAUCUCCAACCCGUCUCGUCGGCACAAAAGCAAAGCUCCGAGUUUGGAUGAAUUGAAAGAUCGACCUUUGCCACCGCUUCCUUUGGAAACUAGGCAUAGUCAUUCCAGGUCAAUGGGCAAUGGAGCUCAGCUGCUCCGUCCAAAGGGACAGGAGACCCCGUAUGCGUCUUACCAGCGGCGGGUUAAACACUACGCUCUCCCCGCGGAGCCACAACAAAAACACUUCAACACCAUUGAUCGUGCCUUGGAGCGAGCCAAAGAGGAGCAGAGAUGGGUGGAUUUGCGUCCACUUGCUCCAGUUGAAGGGGCACUGCGGGAGGGCCGAGUACGGAAAAUCAGUCAUGGCGCGCGAGUCCGGUCCCAGAUCGCGAUCCCAGAGAGUGUUGACGAGAAUGCCGAGCUGCAGCCGCUGCUGCACACAGAAAGCCCUGUGUCGGAGGAGGCAAAGAAGGUCGAGGUGUCCAUAGUCGCAGAAAAGACCCGACCAUACUACGUCGACCGCAAGCAAUCCAGCCUUCUUGGCCGAGCUGUCCAAUGGCUUCGGCCUUCAUGGUCACGCGAAAGGCUUCGAUCACGGAGUGCCCCUACUCUGAAGAAGCAAUUCAACUCAAUUUCAGAGAGUGCGGAACCUGCCACAGCACCGAAAAAAGACGCGGAAAAGCCGUUCACUCCACCUGAAGCACCACGUGCCCAACCAGCUCAGCCUUGUCCAACGGAGCCUACUGCACGGAAACCCCGUCCUCAUCGCGACUCGGUCACACGCAUGAAACGCGUUCUCUCGGCCCUUAUGGACGAUCGCAUCUCCCUCUGUCUGAGCAACCAGUCCAACGCAGAAGAUGAGCGAGCUCUGACGCAGCUGCUUCAACGAACACAGCAGCAGCUACUCGAAGGCCUCCGCGACAUGCCUCGGUCCCGUGGUAAAAGGAACGAGACCCCGUUCCUCCAAUCCACGACGGUAUCUCCCAUCGCAUCCGCUCCGUCUCUGCCCAUCCACUCCCGGCAAAGGCGCAGCACACAUGAACUUGACAGUAAACCCCUACCUCGUCCUCGAAAGGGGACACCGGCGCCUGCCAAAUCCUCGACCUCUGCGCACGUGUCUGUCAUGUUUUGUAUUCUCCAAGAAGUCGACAACCUAGUGGACCUAUUCUCCUUUGCUCUCGUCAACCGUGCCGCAUACACAGCACUUAAGUCGCAUGAGCUCCCACUCAUCAAGUCUACCCUGUGGAAAAUGUCCCCCGCCGCUUGGGAACUCCGUGAGAUGAGCGAAAUCCGCUGGGACAAAGCACCCUACACCGGCGGCCAGAGCCUCGCCGCAACACUGUACAUCCGCCAUUGCACGAUGGACCUGAUCAACCACGCACAGAUCAAGUUCCUGCUCUAUGACCACGCACACCUUAUUCUCCGCGAAGACACCUUGGCCGCGAUGCGCGAUGGCUGCUCCACUCGUGCCAUCGAAAUUGACGAGGCUAUUUGGCGUGUUUGGACGUUUUGUCAUCUAUUUGGCAACCACAAGAACAGGGAAAACGACAUUAUGGGGCAGGUACGGUGGCUGAGAGGGGAUUGCUUUGUCGAAGGAGACGAGCAUGAUCUUCCAGCGGUGUGUGCGACGAGUCCCGACCCCAAGGACUUCAAUACGGUUUUCUUUUCUCCCCCAAGGGGCUUCGCGGCAGGGAAUCGAGGUCUGCUGUCCGAGACACAGUUGCGUGAUAUGAUUGAGAUUUGGACUGCGAUGGCGUCUUUGUUGGACUUCUUAAGGGACGAGACAGUCCUGGCGAGACGAUUCGGGGUUUUUGACGGACUUGAUGUUCCGGUUGGGGACAGGAGGUUGGAGAAACAGGCUUUGAGAGCGUGGUUGAAUUACAUCCUCACCCUCGGUCCUACUGCGGUCCUUUCGUUGGUCCCAUUGGGCCCACGCUCUCCAAAAGAAAGCAUAUUCUCUCGUGCGAACUCUUAUGGCUGGACCAAGUGGACUCCUCCCCUCUCGAGCUCUCUCGAGAAUGGCUUCUUUGUUGGUGUGGUAAGUGAAUUGCUGUCCGCUAUGCAGACUCGGGAAAGGAGGAAUAGGAACGCCCAACUGCAGGCCCGGAUUUGA
Aspergillus affinis is the source of this 2436-nucleotide messenger RNA. RefSeq lists its product as uncharacterized. The record is from RefSeq and is a predicted model, not a curated record. NCBI's taxonomy places the organism in Eukaryota, Fungi, Ascomycota, Eurotiomycetes, Eurotiales, Aspergillaceae. The transcript has 2 exons. The coding region runs from base 1 to 2436 and encodes 811 amino acids.